AUGGAGGUGGUGGCAUCUGCCGAAGCUGCGGCGGCGCUUGCUGGCAUGUUUCUCGAGAUUGUGCGGACUAUGAAGCAUGUUAUCGAGACCAUGAAAGGGGCACGGCUCGCUCUAUUCGAAGUGUUCACUCGCGCAGAACGCAUUCGUCUCAACUUGGAGCUCUUCCGCUCGCUCACUAACAGAUUGUCCGAUCCUAUGGAGAAGUCUACUGCCCUUUCAUUCAAUGAGAGUGCGUAUAGGCAGACUGUAAAUGAGGUGCUGGAGUUGGUGCGCAAAGUUGCAGGCUUGGCUAAACGACAUGACCUCUUGUUGAAGAUCAGUUGGCUAUUUUACAGGUCAGAUGUCGCCGCACUUGUGAAGAAAUUGGAGGAGAGAGAGAGGGACCUGGGGCUCGUCUUGACAUUCAUUGCUGCUCGUUCACAAGAUUCUGAGUCCGUCACAUCUUUUAGAGAAUCUCCUUGGUCUGAACACUCGUCGCCUACUCUGUGGCUUGGAGUCCUGGUCAGGGAGCCUUUCGCUCCGGUGUAUCUAGAAAAACUGGACAAACUAGUCCAUGCAGCGAAAUACGGUGACUGGUCGACUGUAUUGGAAUCCUUGGAUGAAGGGAGGAGCGUUUUCAACGAGUCAUGGUCAAAUGCCGUCCGGCUUCGAACCCUCGCAACCGGUCGGACAAAAGGUGAAUUCCAAUGCGCAGAUAUCACAGCCGCUGAAAUUGCCCGCGAGCUCGGAUACGACGAUAUAUACGACAUCCUGGCCCCUGUAGUCAGGCAUGUACUGCCUGCCGCGACUCUGACCCUUUUGCAAAGAAAAUUCGACGAGUUUCUCCAAGCGGAGCUGGAGGAAUGUGUGACCCUGACCCGUGGAGAAAUACGUUUGCCUCCCUUGUCUGCAUUCACUAAGCUCGAACGCCCGGAGAUGUGGUUUCCUCUUGCGUUGUUUCAGAAGGGAUUUUUAAUUCGUCUUGACGGGAGGGAGUUGGUGGUACUCAGCCUCGGACGCAGACAGCCACCGUCAAGGCAGGUCUUUCGUAUCACCACCAAGGGGUGGACUGCGAUUCAGGAUGUCAUUAUCACAGGGCAUUAA
This is a messenger RNA of Aspergillus campestris IBT 28561, 1083 nucleotides long. RefSeq lists its product as uncharacterized. The transcript is spliced from 5 exons. The coding region runs from base 1 to 1083 and encodes 360 amino acids. The record is from RefSeq and is a predicted model, not a curated record. NCBI's taxonomy places the organism in Eukaryota, Fungi, Ascomycota, Eurotiomycetes, Eurotiales, Aspergillaceae.